AUGCAUUACUUCAUAUCAACAACAAGUUAUGACAACGACUGCUCAUGUGGCAAAAGUACCUCUUGUACACGUCCUCAAGGAUUUCAUUGCACAGGAAGAAAAUGUCAGCUAAGCUCAAAUAAACCAAAUCAUACGAUUCCUGGUAUGGUGCUAAGUUGUCUAGCUGUUGACUCACUUCUUGCAUCUUCACUUCAAUGUUUCUACAAUGCAUCAUGUCUGAAAAUGAUAAUUCAAGGGCAUUCAUUUGAAAAUAACAAAUCAAAGAUAGAUCCACGUGUUGAUUAUAUUACUCCACUCAAUUCUAGAUCUGAUCGUCGUUCUUCACCUAAUACUACAUUGGAUAACAUUGUUUCACAGUUAUUUAUUGAAGAUUGGGCAAACACAACUAAUUUUAGUUCAUAUUAUCAUCAAUGUGCACCAGAUCAAUGUACUUAUACUUAUGAACAACGUUUCAAUCGAGUUUAUAUUAUUGGAACUGUAUUUGGGAUAGUUGGUGGUCUUUCUGUUGCACUUAACAUAUUCAUUCCUCUUCUUGUAAUACUACUUCGACGAAUAUAUCAUCUUUAUCGCAGACGACGUUUGGUUCAAGUUCCAACUGAAGUCACUGUAGAAACAAGUAUUGGUCGGAAACUGUCAUUACGAGUUGCUCGUAUUCAACAUUCUCUUCGAAAAAUGAACUUCUAUAAAAAAAUAUCAAAGAACUCUCCAUCAGAACAACUACAAACACCAGAACAAGUAUUAGUUGUACAACGCCAACAAAUAACAACUCGAUUCUACAUUAUCUUCUUUCUGAUAGGACUACUUGUGAUUAUAAUAUUUACUGCUCUUCAUUUACAUAUACAUUCUAUUACAAUAUCAUCGCCGACACUACCCAUCUUUGAGUCUCUUCAAGAUCAAUAUUCAUCAUCACUUUCAUGUCCAUGUUCACAAAUUACAAUACGAUAUACAAAUUUUGUUACAGUUGAGCCAAGAAAUUAUCACCAAGUGUGCUCAAGUUAUUUUAAUUCAUCAGAUUUUAUCAGUUUACUUUGGGGUUCAGAUGAAGCAAGUGAAUUUCUCUUAAAUCUUGAUAGAAAAAUCCUAAGUACAGAAUUUCGACUGUUAUCAACAUUAUGUUCUCUCGCAAUGAAUACUACUCAACAACAGAUUAGAAUGUUUUCUUCACGAGAACUGAUAAGUGUAGAAACAUUAGCACGUCAUUCAUUUCAAACUCAAAUCAAUUCAAUUAUAAAUAGUUUUAUUGUUGAAACACCAGCUAGGCUUCGAAGAAUACAUAAAUAUAUCAUAGAGAUGCUUCGUGCUAGUCAACUGCAGAGUAUGUUCUUAACAAAUUGGAAUCUUCGUUCAUCAACUCUCAAAGAUGGAUAUUACAUGUUAACAAGUCCAGUAUUAUACAAUGAAAGUGGUCUUGUUAUUGGUUGUUUACCAGUUUAUGGUCUUCGACUUUCGACACUUGAAUGUUUUUACAACUCAACAUGCUUGCAAAGACUAGCUACUUUUCUUAAUACUUUCUAUGAUCUACCACCUCUGAAUAUUUCAUUAUAUUCUCGUUUCACACCAAUAUCAUCAACAACAAUUGGAACAUUGAUUGAUGAACUAUUUAUUGAAACAUGGUAUAAUACAAGUAAUUAUUCGAGUUAUUUUUCUAGUUGUGCACCAUUAACAUGUCACUAUAGCUAUGUGAAAAGAAACAGUAUAUUACAUAUGAUAACAACAUAUCUGGGUUUAUUUGGUGGAUUAACUGUUGGAUUAAAAUAUGUUGUUUGGUAUGGUUUAUGUUUGUAUUGGAAAGUACGUCAAUUGUGUACUAAUGUUCGAAGUCGAGUUGAACCUGUGAAUAAUACUAAUUGA
Adineta steineri is the source of this 1851-nucleotide messenger RNA. The record is from the annotation of a GenBank genome assembly. Lineage: Eukaryota; Metazoa; Rotifera; Eurotatoria; Adinetida; Adinetidae.